Molecule: messenger RNA, 1202 nt
Organism: Hemibagrus wyckioides
Lineage: Eukaryota; Metazoa; Chordata; Actinopteri; Siluriformes; Bagridae
Product: P2Y purinoceptor 2-like
Exons: 2
Coding region: 176-1153 (325 amino acids)
Biological process (GO): G protein-coupled receptor signaling pathway
Cellular component (GO): plasma membrane
Molecular function (GO): G protein-coupled UTP receptor activity; A1 adenosine receptor binding
Source: RefSeq, a predicted model, not a curated record
GAGUAGAACCGCCUACGCUGUUGAAAAAAAAGUCAGCCUGAGGCAUGUCUGAAUGAUAAAACCUUGCAGAACAGAGGGUGAGUGAGAGAUCGAGAAGAGACAGAGAGAGAAGAAACAGCAAAGGAAAACACCGAGUUAUUUUCUCCUUGAUUAAUUCAUACUUUCAUGAAUAAAGAUGGCCACUGCAAAUAUGUCAAGUUACAACGGUUCUAAGAUAAAAUGCAACUUUACAGAGGAUUUCAACCUCCUGCUACCAGUUACAUACAGUGUGGUGCUGGUAGUCGGCCUGCUGCUCAACCUGACCGCCAUGUAUGUCAUCGUGUUCCGACUCAAACACUGGAGCCCCAACACCAUCUACAUGAUCAACCUGACUGUGUGUGAUACACUCUAUAUCCUCACGCUACCUUUUCUGAUCUAUUAUCACGCAACAAAGAAAGACUGGCCAUUCACUGAACCGUUCUGCAAACUUAUACGCUUUCUCUUCUAUACCAAUCUCUAUGGUAGCAUCCUCUUCCUCACUUGCAUCAAUGUCCAUCGCUUCAUAGUUAUUUGCUACCCGGUGCGAUCACUGGGCUGGGUUAAUCCCCGCCGUGCCCGUUAUGUCUCAGUCCUUGUCUGGGUAGUUGUCCUCAUCUUCCAGGCACCAGUGCUCUACUUUUCACGAAUAAAGACUGAUAAUAGACAUAGCUGCACAGACACCACAACAGAAGACCUCUUUGAGAACUUCCUGCAGUAUAGCUCAGUCAUUUCAGUCAUUUUCUUUCUAAUCCCCUUUGUUUUAGUGAUAGUCUGCAACAGCCUGAUAGUUAAUAAACUCAUACAACCUAGCAGAGUAGGAGGUGCAAUAUCUCAGCGCUCAAGACAAAAGUCUGUAAAGAUGAUUGCCAUCGUAAUGCUGGUCUUCAUAAUCUGCUUUGUGCCCUUCCACUUCACACGAAGCCUUAACUACAUUUUCCGCUUCGUGAAAGUUAGCUGCAAACUCCGGGAUGGAUCGAAAAUUGCGUACAAGAUCUCAAGGGCACUAGCAAGUAUAAACAGCUGCACUGACCCCAUCCUGUACUUCAUGGCUGGCCAGGGAUUCCGACACUCUCUACCUAAGAUGAAGAAAGACCAGAAAACUGAGGACUAUAUGUGUGUGUCAAGCUCAGAUUAAAAUAUUAGUAUAUGAAUAUGAAGGACACUGAGGAGUUAAUAUGGAAAAA